Molecule: messenger RNA, 5242 nt
Organism: Parnassius mnemosyne (clouded apollo)
Lineage: Eukaryota; Metazoa; Arthropoda; Insecta; Lepidoptera; Papilionidae
Source: the annotation of a GenBank genome assembly
CAGACCAGCUCAGCGAUGAAUGGAAGGACAGCCUACAACAUGCACAGCAGGAAGAUUCGGACAUUAAGCCGAUUCUGGAAUGGAUGAAGGCCAGUGCUCCUAAGCCCAAGUGGAGCGACGUCUCAGCAAUGAGUUCGACCACGAAAAGCUAUUGGGCCCAAUGGGACAGCUUGCUGAUUCAGGAUGGAGUCCUGUGCCGUAAAUGAGAAAAUGGUCAGGGAGACAGUUGUCAUUUGCAAAUGGUUGUCCCUAAGGCUAAAGUACCGGAUGUUCUACAGCUGUACCAUAGUGGUUGUUCAGGAAGCCACCUGGGAGUUAAACGAACUCUACUGAAGAUCCGAGAACGGUUUUACUGGGUCCACUGUCGUGCCGACGUCAAGGACUGGUGCCGCAAAUGUACAAGUUGUGCGGCUGUAAAGGGACCUCAAAUUCGUAGUAGAGACGCAUUGAAAUUGUACAAUGUCGGUGCACCAUGGGAGAGGAUAGCCAUUGAUGUUGCGGGGCCGUUUCCGAAAAGUGAAAGUGGUAACAAGUAUUUCAUGGUUGUGAUGGAUUACUUCAGUAAGUGGCCAGAAGUCUUCGCCAUUCCAAAUCAAGAAGCUUCAACAGUUGCAGAUAAACUAGUUCAUGAAGUCUUCUGUCGUUUUGGAGUACCCUUAGAGAUUCACAGCGAUCAAGGAAGGAAUUUCGAGUCUCAAAUAUUCCAGGAAACUUGCAGAGAUAUGGGUACUCAUAAAACACGAACAACUUCUUACCACCCACAAUCUGAUGGAAUGGUAGAACGUUUUAAUCAGACAUUGGAAAGGUACCUGGCAAAAGUUGUGGAAAAACGGCAACGAGACUGGUACAGGCACAUACAACCGUUUUUGUUGUCAUAUCGAAGAUUCACGAAAGUACAUCAGUUACGCCAGCUUUCGCAAACUUUGGGAGAGAGUUACGGCUGCCUGCAGACCUGAUAACCGGAAUACCACCUGAUGCCCCACGCAGUAUAACCGAUUAUGCAAAUUACUUGCGGAACAAAAUGAAUGACAUUUAUGAGCACGUCAGACAGUCGAGCCAGCAAACUUCUGAGAAGAUGAAAACACGGUAUGACCGCAAAAUGAACAACAAAGGGUUUGACGAAGGUUCACUAGUGUGGUUACACAAUGCAGCUCGCAGCAAAGGGAAAUCUCCUAAGCUUCAAGCCAAAUGGGACGGAUCGUACCGGAUUGUGACAAGGAUCAAUGACGCAACCUACCGGAUACAGAAAGGUGCCAGAGGUACUCCUAAGAUCGUCCAUGUGGAUCGACUGGCGCGUUAUUAUGGGGCCAAUAAUGCUCGGGACGAGCAUGUCUUAGGAGGGGGCAGUGUUGCGCGCCACUAUUAAUGUCUUGUACAUGGCAACACUAGUUACACUAGCGCCCUCUAGUGUCGAGUAGCAGAACUAGGAGAGUCAAGAUCCUUCCAGAAAUUUCGGGACCGAUAUGUACUCGAACAUUCUAGAUUUCGCUACAGUAGAAGAUUCUGGAAACUAUCUGAGGCCCUAUAUAAGGCCGGUAUAGACCACGACCGAGGCAGUAUUGAAUUGGCGAUACAAGAGAAUACUUAGACGCGAAAUAACUGCGAACUAAAGUGAUUAUGUAUUAUUAUUAGUGUGGUUUUAGACUGUAAUUAGUGUUGUGUAAUUAAAGUGUCAAUUUUGGUAAUUCAAUCGGCAGUUUUUAAUUGUCUCGAACCCCAAGCUCGUAACAGUAUCAAUGACGCUAUUCAGUGUUGCUGCGAAUGCAAAAAUAAAGUUCCCCGUGGCUGAGAUUUUUAUAUGUGAAUUUAUUGUUACUAUAUUUUAUAAUAUAAUAUAUUUAACUUAUUAUAAUAUAACCUGAUUCUAUAUUAUUUAAUGUUUAUUUCUGUAGUAUUGCUUUUGAGCAAUACUACAGAAAUUGACUUGAAUUGACAUUACUACAGAAAAUGACAUAAUUGCCGUUUAUUAGGGUUCCGUACCCAAAGAGUAUAUAUGUCUGUCAGUAGACUGUAUCUUAUGGACCGUAAUAUGUAGAAUUUUUAUAGAAUGUGUAUUUAUAUUGCUGCUAAAACAACAUAAAAUAAAAAAAGAAAACUAGUAAAAUAUUAAAGUACCCAAAAAAUUCACGUUUCUUGUAUGAAGACCAUACAAGAAACGUGAUUUUUUUUCUGUAUUGAUAUGUGUUUUGUUUACAGACUAAAGAGAAAUCUGGAUUAACACGCAAUAAAAUGUGUAUGGUGGGAUUGAAAGUUUAUCAUGAGCUUUUACCGCUGGCUAAAACCAUCGAUUCGGAUCUCUACUACCAAUAAAUAAUGAGACAAGCAAGAAAUAGAAUAAAAACGCCUGGCAUUGAUAAUCAGAAAAGGAGUGAUCUUUCAUCAUGAUAACGCCAGGUCACAAGAUUAGUUCUCUGUUUGAGACUUUCAAUACACACUAACAUUCCUAAAAAUCCAGUAUUUGCUUGAGUACUUAAAACUGGUUUAAAAGUUUUAGUCAUUAUUUUCUUUUGUUGCUUGUGUUCUUUAAAAGAAAGCUUUCUGGAGGUUUUAAUAUUUAAGUUUAUAAUUUUUUUUUUUCAUUAUAAAUGGGAUGACUAAAUCCAUGUUCCUUCAAAUCUCUGGUAUUGAAUAUAUCAAAUAUAACUACUUGUCACAUUUUUUUAAUCAAAAUCCCAAUAUUUCUACAGCAACGUUUAUUUUUUUAUGUCACUACCUAUAAGAUGGUAACAAAUUAUCGAACAGAAUGGACCCAUAUAUAUUAUAAUUAAAUGUAAUAAGACUUUAAAAAAAAAAGUCUUGUAUUUGUAUACAAUAUACGAAGAAACUUUUUCCCCGGUAUACUAACUAAAGGUGUAACAAAAUAGUACUUAAUAACUUAGGGAAUGAUUCUGCCCGUCAACGUGAAUAUUUUUUGUUAUGGGAUCAUCUUCGAAAUUUUCAAUUUAUACGUGAUAGACCCAUACUGCAGCUAUAUUACUGGUAUAGUUGUAGCACGAAUGGGUCAGCUCUACCGGGGAAGGACCACGCUCUCACUGAAUACCAGUGUAAAAUAGGAGCUUAACGCUGCUGUGUUUCCUAUGGUGAGUGUAGAGAACAGGAGACCCUUUUUACUCGAAACGAGGCAUUCCAUCUUAGUCCUCAGGGGUUGCAACGCAUCUGCAUUUUGAUUCUUAACCGAGGAUAGAUGUAUAUGUCUAUGGGCCACAGCAACCACUUUCCAUUAGGUGAACUGAGUGCUCGUUUGUCACCCUGAUCCUAUAAAAAAUAUCUCAAAGUCAGUUAUUCCAUACAAAAUUUCGUACAAACUUGCUCAAAAUGUAUGGAAGACCUGAUUUUUCUUGCGAUUUGGAAGAUAUCUAUAGUAAAAGUUGUUCAUUUAGACGCGUAGAAUCGAAAGCAUAUUUUGAUUACACACUAUACGUAACAAUUUUUUUAAAUAAUUUGUGAAUGUUAGUUAGACAUGUAAAUAAAAUCAUUAAACUGAUAAAAAGGAGGCCUAGAUAUAACCUAUACAUAAUUUACACAAAUAUAUUUUAUUAAUAAAAUAUACAUUUUUAAGUAUUUCUGGAAUACAUUCAUAACUAUGAACUUAACUACUAAGCCAUAGCAUAAAAUAAAUUUUCCCGUUAAUCGGGUAAUAGUUAAGCUGUUGGCAUAUACAAUUUUUCACGUCAUAUGGCAGCUGUACACGCUCGUCUCGUCGCGUCGCGUGCCUCUCGUCGCGUAAAGGCUCGACACGAGAGCACACCAUGUACACACUCGUUGUAUCACUUGAACUCCGAAUGCCCGCUGCUAUGGACCUACAAGAAACUGUUGCUGCGUUUUGCCUUUGUCCUAUUAGUUAUUAUAAUUUUUUACACAUUUACCAUAAAAAGAAAAUUAAUAAGCCAUGGCGAAGAAGAAGAUGGUGGAUGGUUUCUAUUCACCGUAACAGAACCAUAAGUACCAUGGAGAAUCAGUUGGCUGAGCUAGUGGCGGAACCCUCUGGUCAAUUUGACAAUUUUACAAGAAUGUCUUUAACAGACUUUCAAUAUUUGUUGCAAAAAGUUUCCCCGUGGAUUUCAAAGAAAAAUACACCAUUCAGAGAUACAAUACCAGCCAAAGUUCGCCUAGCAAUUACUUUGAGAUUCUUGGCUAGCGGAGAUAGCUUUGAAAGUCUACAUUUUUUGUUUAAAGUCUCCAGCUCCAUUAUAUCCAAAAUUAUACCUGAAGUAUGUAUUGCAUUAAAUGGAGUUUUAAAGGAUCAAAUUAGGAUACCACAGGAUCCACAGUCAUGGUUGGAAUUAGCAAAAGGGUUCAGAAAAUUUCCACGGUGCCUUGGAGCUAUCGAUGGGAAACACAUUUGUGAUGCAAUCUCCUGCACAUAGUGGUUCGGAAUUCUACAACUACAAAAGGACUUUUAGCAUUGUACUACUUGCUUUAGUCGACGCCAAUUAUAAUUUUAUAUUUGCAGAAAUUGGUAGUCAGGGCAGAAUUAGUGACGGUGGUGUCUUUCAAAAUUGUCAACUCUGGAAAAAAAUUUGCUCGAAUAAUUUAAAUUUGCCAAUGCCACGACCACUUCCAGGUAGUACAAGAGAAGUUCCAUAUGUGUUUUUAGGCGAUGGAGCAUUUGCAUUAUCAACACAUAUAAUGAAGCCUUUUCCUGGAAGUCAUAAUGAACGAACACCGAAACGUAUAUUCAAUAUGAAACUUUCAUCUUCACGCGUAGUCGUUGAAAAUGCUUUUGGUAUAUUAGCCUCAAAAUUUAGAGUUUUUCGAAAACCAUUGCUACUUGACCCAGAAAAAACCACCAUCAUUACUAUGACUUGUGUACUACUACACAAUUUCUUAAGAAGUAGUAGUUAUUCACACUCAAUAUAUACGCCCCCAGGUACAACAGAUGUUUACGACAGUAAUGAUGUACUGGUUACCCCAGGUUCUUGGAGGAAUGAAAUUGAAGAUACGUGUGCCAUCAGACCCUUGCAACAAAUCCCAAGAAGAUCGGCACUGAAUGCCCAUCAGAUAAGGGACGAAUUUACAACUUAUUUCUUUAACUGUUACAAUAAUGCAUUAUUAAUAAUAUAGUAAGUACAUAUCCAAUUUCUCUGUUUAAAAAUAUCGACAAAAUAUCCAAAAUUAAAUUGAAUGAAUUAUUUACUACAUUUAGUUAUGUACCUUAAUAUUAUUAAACUAAUGAUAAAAAAAUAAACAAUGUUAAUUAAAUUAACGGUUUCAUGUAUGGAAAUAAAUAUUUGGUUACCUG